CAGCCGCGGCUCCGAGCGGCGCGCGGGCUUUCUGGAGCGCUCCUGGGGACCCCCGCUUAGAGGAGCAGAGGGGCGCCGCCCUAUUUCUGCGCUGUUACAGUGCAGCCGAAAGAGCUGGCGAAAGUGGAAGUCCACUGAUCUCCAGGUGGCACAGACACCUACUCCACGGCCUCUCCAGGUGGCACAGACUCCUACUCCACGGCCUCUCCAGGUGGCACAGACUCCUACUCCACGGCCUCUCCAGGUGGCACAGACUCCUACUCCACGGCCUCUCCGGGUGGCACAGACACCUCUGUCAGCUGCCAGAGUCCGGGAGACGGCUCCACCUGCCCAGGACAGCGGCAGCACAGGUUCUUCCAGGGAGCGAGGGAGACCAGGGCCGGCGCUCCUGGGAAGAGGGGUUAUGGACACAGCCUGCUGAAGGGCUCAGGGCGACAAGCCACUGCCUGCUCGCCCCUUGUACCUGGACCAAGACAACCCACUCAGGGACCAGAACUGUUGAGUGAACCACAGCAGCCUCUACAGCAGCAGUGUGUUUCUAUUCAAUCUCCUAAUUCUGUUCUGUCCCACUGGGACCUUUCCAAAAUAGUCCAUAUCCCUUAUUGAAUCCCACACUGCACCACGACCGCCAGGCCUUAGUCAUCCCGAGACACAGGCCACUCGUGAGGGUUCCCUCUUGCAGCCCCGGAUCAGGAUCAGGAUCAGGAUCAGGACAAUUUCCUGUCCCAAUGAAAACAGCAGCAGAACUGUCUUGACGUCCCAAUGCCAGUGUGACUACUGGCUCGGCCCACUUGUUAUUGCACACUUUCAACUGGAGGACAUUUGACCUGUUGACCGCAGAUUCUCCUGGGACGGGUUAAGAGAUUAAACUCAAUUAGUGGUGAAGAUACAGUACCGGGCUUUUUCUGGCCUGGUCAUCAACAGAAACUGUUUCUCUAAGCUAAUUCUGCUUGAGGAAUGGGUGUCUGUAAGAAGAGUUUGGAUUGCAGGCCAGGGCUUCAGGAAAACAACACAGCUCUCCGUGAGUGCUGACAGAGUUUCUCUUGUAAUAAGACCUGAAUUUAGGACUUCCUGCAAAAACUCUGGCUCAGUCUGUGUACAGUAUGCUCAGUGACAGAGAUGGUAAAUGCCUGCGUAUCUGUUUAGUUCUCAAAUCUGAGAGUUUGUUCUCCUGAAGGAGACAUCUGAGGAAGGACCAGAGCUCAGAGAGAGCUGCAGUGUUUCUCUCCCUGUCUCUCGGACUGCCUUGGGUCCCCUGCAGGACUAAUUGAAUUCAUGGCUGGAGAGGUGGCCGCCCUGCACUGGAGUCCCUGCUUCUGUUCCGCCGCGGCGGCCCGGCUUCGUGGGACAGAAACGGCCACGGAGAGAGACGAGGACACGAGGACCAGUCCCCUCCGGCUCGUCCACAGCGCUGGCGAAGCACAGCGUUAGACUGCCAGAGAGCUUUGCCUUGAAUGUCUGAUUUUUCAUCCUUCUGUCCCCCAACUCAGUGCAGUAAAGCCCCUAACGUCCUCAACAGUUUGAGAUUCACCUGUCCAUACUGCAAGUCAGGAGAGGGUAUAGUGCCGAAGACAGUUAAUUCACUUGCUCAGCAAGGGACAGAGAUUUCUCUUGUCAGAUAAUUGCCUUUAAUUGCAAAGAGGCUCAGAGUAAUUGAGUAAAUCAGUGGCUAAUUGAGUAAGUUGAGAAUGGACAGAUUGACAUUAGCAAGAGUCUUAGGCUGCUCGGUGGACUUAUUUGCAAAUCUAAAGCCACAGACUGUGCCUUUUGUGUGUGCUGCCACCUGACUGUGGGCAGCUUUCCCACAACCUCAGCUGUACUGAAUUGCCCGAUAAUAAACUCUCAGCACGGGUUGGCAAUUACUUUUUAAACAAAGCAGGUUGCCUUUCUCUUUAACUGAAACACCACUUUAAAUUGCUGAAAUUCAAAAUCUUCCCCUUUCCCACAAGUUUAAGCAGUGCUUUUGCAGCUCAUGUUGCUCAGGAGAGGGCCCCCGUGAGGCGGGGCCGAUAUCCCCGCGCACGCGAGGAUGGCGAGGCGGGCCGACGAGGGCUGCCGCGCCGCGCUGCGCCUGAACGAGGACAACGCCCGCUUCGGCCUCCUGGCGGCGCUCAUCCUGCUGUACCUGCUGGCCGGCGCGGCCGUGUUCUCCGCGCUGGAGCAGCCGGCCGAGCUGCGCGCCCGGCGCCUCUGGAGCGAGCGGCUGCACGGCUUCACGCAGGCGCACAACGUCAGCGCGGCCGCCCUGCGCGCGCUGCUCCGCCACUACGAGGAGGCCAACGCCGCGGGCAUCCGCGUGGACCGCCUGCGGCCGCGAUGGGACUUCUCCGGCGCCUUCUACUUCGUGGGCACGGUGGUCUCCACCAUCGGGUUCGGCAUGACCACCCCGGCCACCAGUGGGGGGAAAGUCUUCCUCAUCUUCUACGGCCUGAUCGGCUGCGCGGCCACCAUCCUCUUCUUCAACCUCUUCCUGGAGCGCAUCAUCACGCUGCUGGCCUACAUCAUGCGCUGGUGCCACGAGCAGCAGCUGCGGCGGGCGGGGGGGGCGGCCCCCGGGGGGCCCCGGCGCGGCUCGGGGGCGUCGGGGGGGGAGGUGGACAGCCUGGAGGGGUGGAAGCCCUCCGUCUACUAUGUGAUGCUGAUCCUGGGAGUGGCAGCCGUCCUGAUCGCCUGCAUCGCCUCGGCCCUCUACACCACCAUGGAGGGCUGGGGCUACUUCGACUCUCUCUACUUCUGCUUCGUGGCCUUCAGCACCAUCGGCUUCGGCGACCUGGUGAGUGGGCAGAAGGAGAGCUACAGGCACCAGGUGGCCUACCGCCUGGGCAACUUCCUGUUCAUCCUGAUGGGCGUGUGCUGCAUCUACUCGCUCUUCAACGUCAUCUCCAUCGUCAUCAAGCAGACGCUCAACUGGAUCCUCCAGAAGGUGGACUGUAGCCGCUGUCGCUGUCGCCGCCGCCGCCGCUGCUGCCCCCCCAGCAAGCGCCCGCUGCACCCCCACGGCCACCACAGCCGCAACGCCGUGCAGCCCGCGCCCCCGGCCAGGAGCCGCCGCGCCGACGUCUCUGUGGAGACGGUGUGCGACAGCGAGACGGACGGGCGCCGCCUCUCGGGGGAGAUGAUCUCCGUGAAGGACUUCCUGGCCUCCAACAAGGUCUCCCUGGCCAUCAUGCAGAAGCAGCUGUCCGAGACGGCGCACGGCGGGCCGCGGCAGAGCCACGCCCGGCACAACGGCUUCUCCGGCGGCGUGGGCGCCCUGGCCAUCAUGAACAACCGGCUGGUGGAGACCAGCGUGGACAGGUAGCUCCGCACCUGCUGGG
Messenger RNA from Lepisosteus oculatus (spotted gar), 3317 nucleotides. The record is from RefSeq and is a predicted model, not a curated record. NCBI's taxonomy places the organism in Eukaryota, Metazoa, Chordata, Actinopteri, Semionotiformes, Lepisosteidae.